AUGUCAUUUAGCAGAAUAUACUCUGCCGUCUACUCAGGUGUACCCGUGUUCGAGAUGGUCGUGCAGGGUGUUGCAGUUAUGCGUAGAAGAGCAGACUCUUAUAUGAAUGCCACUCAGAUUCUAAAGGUUGCAGGCAUUGAGAAAGGCAAACGCACAAAGAUUCUUGAAAGAGAGGUCCUCUCUGGAGAGCAUGAGAAAGUCCAAGGUGGCUAUGGAAAGUACCAGGGAACUUGGAUUCCUUGUGCGAAAGGCAGAGAGCUAGCAGAACGAUAUAAUGUCAUGACACUACUUGCACCUCUUUUCGAUUUCGAUAUUUCUACCCUAACGAAUGAGAAUGAGGAAGAACAACUUCCCACAAAAGAGCAGGCUAUAGCUGCUCAGAGACGGAAACAGUAUGUUGAGCCACGACAAUCUACUACACAACCUUCAACAUCAAAUGCAACAAAUGGAUCCCCUGGAAAACCAUCAACUGGUAAUCGGUCAUCCAACUUAUCGUCCACACGACACAGUCAUGCACAAACUCAAAAGCAACAGCAUUCUACACCUGUUGUUCAUGAAGAAACAAGAGGACGUAAAAAGGCAAAGAUUGCAGCCACUUCUGUUCCGAAUAUUACAAAAUCACCAGAAGAAUCUACAAGUGAACGUCAUCGCCGCAUUCUCAUGGCCAUAUUUCUUUCGGAUAACUCUGACCACAUUCCUGAACUUUUAAAAGACGGUAACGCCUCAUCUAUUUUCAAUAUCGAUCUUGUGAUUGACGAUCAAGGUCACACGGCAUUACACUGGGCAGCAGCAUUAGCACGUAUAAAAACUGUUGAACUAUUAGUAUCAAAGGGCGCUGAUAUCUGCCGUCAGAACUAUGCGGGAGAAACCCCACUUAUGCGUGCUGUCAUGGUAACCAAUAGUUACGACAACGAAUCUUUUCCUUCUAUCCUUGCUAUAUUAGAAGACUCUGUACGGAUAACAGAUCAAAAGAAUCGGACAGUACUUCACCAUUCAGCACUUACGGCAGGAGUUCAUACCCGAAUGAAUGCAGCUUUAUUUUAUACUCGAAAUAUUAUUCGUGUACUUACUACUCAAGGUCUUAUUAAGCCAGCGAUUGAUGUACAAGAUAAUAUGGGAGAUACUGCACUUACAAUCGCCGCAAGACUUGAUUGCUCGGAGAUGAUCGAGUUGCUGAUACAAGCAGGUGCCAAUAGUAAGACCGAAAAUAAGAUUGGCCUAGUACUCGAAGACUAUCAAUCAAAGGAUGACCGAACAAAUAUAACCGAAUCUUCGUCCUCAAAAACAGAUAAAUCUUUUACAGCAACGUCAAUGUAUGCUAAACGUUCUUAUGGUCCUAGCCAAAGAGGACGUGAAAUUGUGUCCACCGUUCAGAGAAUUGUCGACGCAUUAGAUGAAGAGUACAGUGGUCAGCUGACUGAAAGAGACCAAGAACUUCAGCAGACGCAAGAAGAAUUUGAAAGGGUAACAAAGCAAUUGGAUGAGACACGAAAGACUUUGGAAGAACGACAAGCCCAAUCCCAGCAACUUUCAGAAACGUAUCAAACGAUUCGUGAUCUUGAAGGGGCACUUCAGACUGGGUGGGCAGAACUAGAGGAAAUACUUCAAAACCGGGGGGAUAUGCCUCAUCCAGAUAUGAUUGAUUCGUUUGAUGAAAACGAAGACAUCGAUGCUUUAUUUGAUGUUCCUGUUACUGAUACCGAAGACCCAAAUCAGCUUCAACUGCAGGUUCAGAUGUUACAAGCGAGAAUUGAAGCUUACAAACGGAAUGACAAAGAUCUAGAGUCAGAUAUCCAGAGCUUGCGGACACAGGCCGCUGAUAAAGAAAUGCAUUGUAAACGGCUGAUUGCGGCUUGCUGUAAUCUAUCUAUUGAUAAGAUUGACGAGCUCGUAAAGCCUUUGACACAAGCAAUCGAGAGUGACCCUCCUGAUCUGGAUCUUGCUCGUGUUAUUGGGUUUAUGGAGAAAAUCAAGCGCCAGGGCACAUUUCCAGACUAUUCUUCAGCGUCAUCCUCGGGAUCUGGUAGUAUUCCUGGUCUUUCUGUGACAUCGCAUAUUAAUAAUGGUCAAAGUAAUGGUGACAGUUCUAAAUCUAUAGAGAUGAAAUUCUCGCCAGCUGUUUAAAUAGCACAAAUCGACUUUGUAGGUGCCCAAAAUUGUUUCAAACUUUAUUAUUAUUUAUUUCUACUUGAAUGUAUAUACGUUAUAAGCCACAUUGAUAAGUUGUAUCUAUUGCCAAAUACCUUUAUUCCUUUAUAAAAUACGAUACAUCCGUGUGUGUAUGUGUGUGUGUAUUCUAGCUUUAUAUUCUUUUUAUAUAAAUUCACACAAGGCAGAUAGCUUAUUUAUUUCUGGACAGAAUAUAUGAAAAAGCGAUAUUCUGUAUUCGCCUAGUACAUUUAUACUUUUUGCAAAACUGAACAUGAGUAAAUUGUAUAAAUAUUAUAAGGACUUGAAAGCAUUAUAAAGACACUUUUGCUUUCGAUAUUACAAAAUUUAUAAAGAAAUAAAAAGAAAUAACCUGGUUGAGGCUCGAUCAUUAAAAUAACAUCUUC
Phycomyces blakesleeanus NRRL 1555(-) is the source of this 2555-nucleotide messenger RNA. Its product is annotated as apses-type HTH transcription regulator. The record is from RefSeq and is a predicted model, not a curated record. The transcript has 4 exons. Bases 1 to 2124 code for a protein of 707 amino acids. Gene Ontology annotation, molecular function: DNA binding; transcription regulator activity; protein binding. NCBI's taxonomy places the organism in Eukaryota, Fungi, Mucoromycota, Mucoromycetes, Mucorales, Phycomycetaceae. Gene Ontology annotation, cellular component: MBF transcription complex; SBF transcription complex.